GAGCGCGUCUCAAGUGAUGUCCACGCGUGAGAUUUGCUCGUGAAGUUUGAGCGGGGUGGAGAUUUCCCGCCUCCUUCUUCGUGUCUCCUCCUCCAGCGCUCCGCUCGGGUUCGCCGUGAUUUCAUACCGAAGUCAUACUUCACAUUCCAGCUUUACUGUCAAAUCAGGAGAAAUAUUUCUUCAAAAACACCAGCGUGGUUUGCAUUUGUAAACGAGCUCAUGAGAUAGAGCCUGGAAUCCAUUUUAUUGCGCACAGUAGAGCAGAGGUUUGCGUUCAAGUCCUGGGUGUGAGGGCUCACGUAGGGGCCCAGGUGGAGCCGUCACCAUUGCAGCCAACGAGUGGAGCGCCAACGAGAGCCCGGAGGAGGGGCAGGAGGAUGGAGUGGAUGGGAUGGACAAGGCCGGAAUGGAAGGGGAUGCGGAGGGCGUCUGGAGCCCUGACAUCGAACAAAGUUUUCAGGAGGCUCUGGCCAUUUACCCACCCUGUGGCCGCAGAAAGAUCAUACUUUCAGACGAAGGAAAAAUGUAUGGUCGUAAUGAGUUGAUAGCAAGGUACAUAAAGCUGCGGACAGGGAAAACCCGCACACGGAAACAGGUGUCUAGUCACAUACAGGUGUUAGCCAGGAAGAAAAUGCGGGAAUAUCAAACCGGCAUUAAGGUGUCUAGCCAUCUGCAGGUUCUUGCGCGGAGAAAAUCUCGCGAGAUUCAGUCUAAGCUGAAGGCCAUGAACUUGGAUCAGGCUUCCAAAGACAAAGCCCUGCAGAACAUGGCCGCUCUGUCCUCCGCUCAGAUCGUUUCUGCCAGUGUGAUGAAGAGUCAGAUGCCUCCUCUUCCUCAGCACCCCUACCCUCCUCCAGCCAGGUUUUGGCCCGGACCCAUCCCAGGACAGCCUGGACCUUCUCAGGACAUCAAGCCCUUUGCACCGAACCCGUACUCCAGCCUUCAGCCUCCACUGCCUACGCCCAUAUCAAGUUAUGAGCAGUUGCCCAGCUCCCUCCCCCCAACCAGCACUGCCAUGCCUGUGUGGCAGGACCGGACCAUCGCCUCCGGUAAACUCCGCAUGCUGGAGUACUCGGCCUUCAUGGAGGUCCAGAGAGAUCCUGACACUUACAGCAAGCACCUGUUUGUCCACAUCGCCCAGACAAACCCCUCGUACUCGGACCCUCUUCUGGAGGCCGUGGACAUCCGUCAGAUCUACGACAAGUUUCCAGAGAAGAAGGGAGGGCUGAAGGAGCUGUAUGAGAAAGGCCCUCAGAACGCCUUCUUUCUGGUCAAGUUCUGGGCUGAUCUGAACAAUAGUAACGUUCAGGAUGGCGCGGGCUCGUUCUAUGGGGUCAGCAGUCAGUACAGCAGUGCUGAAAACAUGACCAUCACGGUGUCCACUAAAGUCUGUUCUUUUGGGAAGCAGGUGGUAGAGAAAGUUGAAACAGAGUACGCUCGUGUGGAGGGCGGGAGGUACGUUUACCGGAUCCAUCGCUCACCCAUGUGUGAAUACAUGAUCAACUUCAUCCAUAAACUCAAGCACCUGCCAGAGAAAUAUAUGAUGAACAGUGUCCUGGAGAACUUCACUAUACUGCAGGUUGUCACAAACAGAGACACACAAGAGACUUUGCUUUGCAUUGCGUUUGUGUUUGAGGUGUCUACAAGUGACCACGGAGCACAGUAUCACGUUUACAGACUCGUCAAGGACUGACUGACCGCCGUGCCCAAACACCUCCAGACGCUGGUCAUCGGAUACGUACGAACAAAAAGAGGAAAAGAAAGUUAGAAAAACCUGAAGCUCAUAAACACAAUCAUGGACAAAACACAAACCAGGAUCCUCUGCACUAGGUUGUGUUGUAUAUUUAGUCGUGUUCCUUAAAAGGAAAAGAAAAUGUACUUUCAGGGAUAAUUCUAUUUCUUUCUUUUUGCUUACUGGUUUUGUGAGAAGGAGAGGUUUUGGAAAUCUGUGGUUGGUUAAUUCUGAUUAUGACCCUUGUCAUGUUUAUGGUACUAGACUCUGAAGGCACAAAGGUCUUUUUAAAAGUGAUCGUAAGCGAAUAGGAAAGGAAUGCUGGUUAAUACAAGUCUUUCUCUAAUCAGGAACUUUGUGAUAGCAUGUUUGUUCUGACUGUCCUUUUUUCACAAUCUUUGGUUUAGACACAGAAGCCUGCUACCUCUGACCUUUGAUCGGGGUUCAGAUUGUGCCCAGAAGGAUGAGAAAGUCUUGUAAAUAGGAAUAUUUUUUGUAUAGGAAAAGACACUGAAUGUUUGUUGAGAUGGAAAGCGCAAGUUACAUGAAUGUUACACACUUUUGCGAGUUUUGCUCUCGAUUUGGCUUGAUUUUCUUGGAAAGUGCAAAUGUGUGAGUUAUAUCUACCUCCUGGUGUUACACGAAGUGCGUUUGGAGCAUUUUUACUGUGGCGUUUUGGUUUAGAAAAUGGAAGCUUGUUUAUGCCAUGAAAAAAAAAGGUAAUUGCAACAUUUUCUCUCACAAUUCUGAGAUAAAAAGUCAGAAUUACGAGAUAUAAAGUCAGAAUUGUGCUAUAACACAAUUUCGAGGAAAAUGUCUGAAUUAAGGAAUAUAUACUCAAUUGUGAGAAAAAAGUCUGAAUUGUGAUCUCACAAUUGCGAGAAAAAAAUGGAAAAGUCUGAAUUGUGAGAUAUACUCAAAUCUU
Molecule: messenger RNA, 2657 nt
Organism: Rhinichthys klamathensis goyatoka
Lineage: Eukaryota; Metazoa; Chordata; Actinopteri; Cypriniformes; Leuciscidae
Gene: tead3a
Product: TEA domain family member 3 a
Exons: 14
Coding region: 392-1693 (433 amino acids)
Biological process (GO): hippo signaling; embryonic organ development; positive regulation of transcription by RNA polymerase II
Cellular component (GO): transcription regulator complex
Molecular function (GO): DNA-binding transcription factor activity, RNA polymerase II-specific; RNA polymerase II cis-regulatory region sequence-specific DNA binding
Source: RefSeq, a predicted model, not a curated record